Symbiodinium sp. CCMP2592 is the source of this 909-nucleotide messenger RNA. NCBI's taxonomy places the organism in Eukaryota, Dinophyceae, Suessiales, Symbiodiniaceae. The record is from the annotation of a GenBank genome assembly.
AUGUGCAGCGAAGCUCGCCUUGCUCGAUUUGUGUUUCAGGCUGAAAUUGUCACAUCGAGCGAGAAGGCGCCCAGCACAGCUGCUGCGCUUGCCAGCGUUGAGUCCAACCUUUCAGGAGAUCAUCGUCAAGACAGCCGAAGAUCCAAAUGGUCGACUGGUCUUGGGACCAAACGAACCGAUUUUCCUGAGGAGCAUCGAUCCAGCAAAAUCACCUUCCGACGUUGUUUGGACAUUCGCCGCGCCUUGGAGGACGGCUUGUCGGUGCUAGAUGAUUUGACGCAGCUCAUGCCUCAAAUGGCGCGACAAUGUGCCACAACGAGAUCUCACGUUUACUUCGCCGGGGAUGCGAAAUUGCAGGUUGACACACUUACACGAGCCGGCGGUUCUCAGCUCACUACAGCUUGGACCCGAGCACUGAACCCUUUCAAGCAUAUCCCGGGCCUGUAUGAUGAGGAGAUUCUGAAGAAUUUCAUCACGACAAAGCCAUCUACAAAGCCGCAUGUGUUCAGCACAUCAAACGCGUCGUAUCGCGGUAUUUGUGAUCGCCACAAGUCCCAGACGGUUCUCAUCAGCGGAGAGUCCGGUGCAGGCAAGACGGAGACCACAAAGUUUGUGAUGAAGUUUCUAGCCCUUGCAGGAUCUGCCGACGGUCAGGUUACCGAUGUGGAAAAGCAGGUGUUGGAGUCAAAUCCUUUGCUCGAAGCUUUUGGGAAUGCCCGAACCCUCCGGAAUGACAACUCCAGUCGCUUUGGAAAGUUCAUCGAGCUUCAGUCCGGGUCCCGAUUCCACAUCGGUGCUCUGCUGUGGUGUGCGCAUUGCAGGUACAGUGUCAGUUUGCUCAGUCAGCCUCACCUCGGCAUUAGCAUCCCAAUUUCCUUCUAUACACCUUGCACUGUCCCGGUCUCUUAA